AUGGCCAAUAAUUGUCCGGAGAAGAAGAAGUAUGAGACUGGUAGGGUACAGCAGCCGGGGAGAGUAUAUACCACUUCUGCAGCAGGUGCUGAGGGAUUUGAGACAUUGAUUAGAGGUUAUGAUUUGAAAGUGCAUAAUGCUACAUAUGAAGCUAUGGUGACUAGGUUAGGAUGUCCACAAGUUCUAUUUCGUAUACAACAGCAUGAGUUUGUACAUGAUUUGAUUUGUUUACCAAUGACUGGUCUUGAUCUCAUUCUGGGUUUGGAUUGGUUAUCCAAGAAUCAUGUUUUUCUUGAUUGUUCUGAGAAGUCAGUACAGUUUAUGCCGGAAGGGAUGUCACCGUUAGAGAUGGCUGAACUAAAGGCUCAGUUAGAAGAUCUGUUGGGUAAGCAUUUCAUCCAACCAAGUGUUUCUCUGUGGGGAGUGCCAAUAUUACUGGUAAAGAAGAAGAACGGGAGUAUGCACUUGUGCAUUGACUAUCGACAGUUAAAUAAGAUCACUGUAAAGAAUAAAUAUCCGUUACCUAGAAUCGACGUCCUAAUGGAUCAGUUAUAG
Arachis ipaensis is the source of this 555-nucleotide messenger RNA. The record is from RefSeq and is a predicted model, not a curated record. Lineage: Eukaryota; Viridiplantae; Streptophyta; Magnoliopsida; Fabales; Fabaceae.